Molecule: messenger RNA, 2354 nt
Organism: Bombyx mori (domestic silkworm)
Lineage: Eukaryota; Metazoa; Arthropoda; Insecta; Lepidoptera; Bombycidae
Gene: orion
Exons: 10
Coding region: 192-2114 (640 amino acids)
Source: RefSeq, a predicted model, not a curated record
CGUGCGUUUUGUCGCGAAAAUUGAACGUCAAAACCGCAUUAACAUAGGAUUGCUAUCGACUGACGACAUCGAUACGGUCCCCGCACUAAGCUGACCCCGCUCGCGCCGUGCAAGCCGUCCCCUCUCCGCGUCCGUCAGUAGUACCUCCGCCCUCGUAUCGCGUAGUUCCACCAGCCGCAGACUGUGUCGCAAUGAGAUUCGCAGCGCUCAUUGCGCUGUUCGCAAUAGCGAUCGCCGACGAGCUAUGUUCAGUGGACGAUUUGCGGCAAAAACUAUAUGCUUUAGAAGAUGAAUUGUGGAGGAACGUGUCGGAUCCGAUGUGGAGACAAUCCGAUUUAGGGGGAGACGUCGAGCUAACAAAGGCUUUCGUGGCGCUGGACGAGUUGAUUCAGGCCGUACCGAGGAGUCGACGGCCCCCGCUCAACUCUUGGAUUUGGACGAACGCUAUCGAGAAAAUGCAAAUCAUCGACGGACAUUACAAAUACUUUGCCGAGUUCGCGAGGACGCAGUCACGGCCCGGCGCUGUUCCGGCGCCAGUUCGGGAAUGGAUGGACCUCACCGAAGCGGUGCUGAUGGACCCCAAGUCGUCUGUUACGAACUCGAUGAAGAAACUGGGCGAGCUGAUGAGCCACGGCGAGGCUGUCACUUACCGCCUCGUCAUGCUACAGGAGGGAGGCACGGAUGUGUGCACUUUGCAGAUGUCCCCGCAUCAAUUGAUUUACGACAUUUACAACACCAUAGCCCUGGCCGAGAUAAAGGGAUACGCCAUAAUGCAGUUCUCGUGGAUGCUGCUCAAAUUGUACGGAAAAGGAAACUUCUCACAAGAGGCGAGUCUGACUAGAGAACGUUACGGACAAAGGACAACACAGGCAGCCAACGUCGUUCGUGGAGUCCUCUCCUCGGCCAGUCGAGAUCUGUACAGAUGCGACCCGAUACAACACGAGGAAGGUAAAACGUACGACCAAGUCACACGUCUACUGCAAGGCUACAUCGAGAACGAAGUGGACAUGAACCCGCAGGGGACGUGCCAGGAGAACUGCGGCUACUACACGCUGACCCAGAGGUACGGCUGCUACGACGACCAGCUCUGCACCCAGCAAAAAACUUGCGGCGGCAGGAUCAUCAAUUGUCAGUACAUCGACUCGGACAUGUGGGUGUGCCCGAGCGGCGAUAGCAAGCGCCGAUACGACUGGGUCACUUACGAAAACGGGAGAACUCUUGGCCAAAAAGGAGAGUGUACCAGCGGUGGUCACAGCACCAAGGUCGACUCCUGGUGGAAAUGGAAUUUGUUCCAUUGUUCGUACUGCUUUUGCCUUUGUGAGGAUGCUGUCGACAUCUCUGAACGAUUCUUCAGCAUGCGAGAGGCCUUGGCUCAAAUUUCCAAGAACAAAGUGGUGACAGGGCUGCGAUUGAUUAAACACGGAAGAGUAUUCCAUCUACAAGUGUACGAGAGUACACUGAAGGAGAGGGGACUCAUCGAAGGAGGUGACUGGGUCCCAGUGCAGAAGUUCGAUCCCUUAGACCCUCAAUUCAAAGACGGCGUAGAUUACCACACGCUAACUUACGAAAACCGGGCCAUCGAUUUGGACGAUCUAGACUCGCCCUCCGGACACGUCCUGACCGGUGUCAGGUUCCGAAUGCUGGGCGCACAUCUACACUUCGAGAUCAGAUCGACGCCAUUCAACUAUACUACGGGACGACUCUCGCCAGAGAAGAGUCAGUGGAUCAGCAACGACAACACCGAGGGCUCCGCGAGGCCCAGGGUAAAACUGGAACUGAAGAAUCCGGACAUCCCCACGCGCAGCUCCGUGCCGCUCGCGGUGGACUCUGAGCACGACCAGUACGUAGAGUUCACCAACUCGGACCUGGAGGCGGACGCCGCGCAGAGCACCGUGCCCUUCAUCGACGUGCAGCCGGUGCUGCCCGCGGGCGCGGGCGCGCUGGCGAGCGGCGCGGGCGUGCUGCACCGCGGCGCGCGCGGCUCGGGCGGGUUCGUGGCGCUGCGGCUGCGCACGUACCCGCACGCGCGGCACGUGCGCGCCGAGCCGCCGGCCGACCUGCCGCGCGGGCCCGACCCGGCCGACGGCCCGGACUUUGAGCCUACGGUCAACUGACUCGCUUAGCUUUUAAGGAGAUUCGACGUGUUGCGAGAUUAUAAGUAACAGUGUGACGUCAUUAUUAGGUCUAAUACCUCAUGUAUAGUUUAAAGUUUCGAUGUGGUUGUAAAUGUAUGCGUUUCUAGGAUCUCAUCUUUUAUUUCUUCACACCUGUUUUCAUUAAGUUAUACGGAGUUCUGUUCUAUGUAGUCGAUAAAGAUGAAAAUAAAUAAUAACGAAAAUCAUAUUCGAUAAUUA